Molecule: messenger RNA, 2031 nt
Organism: Cryphonectria parasitica EP155
Lineage: Eukaryota; Fungi; Ascomycota; Sordariomycetes; Diaporthales; Cryphonectriaceae
Exons: 4
Source: RefSeq, a predicted model, not a curated record
AUGGUCCCAGACACGUCGUCUGCCGACCAGCUUCUUGCACAAUGGCAGGGACAGAUCGUGCCACGAUCCUUCAACGCGGGCUUUGUGACGCUCAGCUAUGUCGUGAGCCUGAUCGGGGCUGCGUCGACACUUGAACUGAUCAAUAGGAGGACGGCCCCCAAGGGCAGGAUCAACCACUUGCUGCUCAUCUCUGCAGCCGUGACGAUGGGCGGUAUCGCCAUCUGGUGUAUGCAUUAUAUAGGAAACCGUGCCAUCGAUAUUGGUGACGGAAACCCGCAGCUGCAGAUUGCCUACUCAGGCGGCUUCACUGCUCUCUCCUUCUUCAUGCCCAUCAUCGUGCUCCUCGCCGCAUUUGUUGCCAUCGGUACCAACGAGCGGGUCUCCUGGUGGCGUGUCGCCGUCGGCGGGACCCUCGCAGGAGCUGCCAUCUGUGGCAUGCACUACCUGGGAAAUGCGUCCAUCAACAACUAUGUCUGUAUCUAUAACGUGCCCAACGUCGUUGGAGCAGCCCUCAUCGCCGUCGCGGCCAGCAUCAUUGCCCUCUCGGUGUUUUUCGUCCUUCGGUCUUCGUGGACCAACUCGUGGUGGAAGAGAGGCAUGUCUGCGGUGUUACUGGCCGGUGCGGUUUCGGGAAUGCACUGGUGUGCCUCUACUGGGACACAAUACAAGCUGGUGUCUCUUGCCGGGACCGAUCAGCUGUCGAGAAACACCACCGUUAUCGUCGUCAUCUGUCUGUCGAUAGGGGCCUGUGUCAUCAUGGCAGGCUUCGCCAUGUAUGCUGCACGUCUCAGGCAGCAUUAUGCCAGCAAAGCACAACAGGUGGUGUUGGCUGCAGCUGUCUUCGACAAGCACGGCCGCGUACUUGUCAGUACAGACGGCCUGCUGCCGAGCGAGAAGAUCACCAAGACCUUCCUGGAGAGGACACCGCAGGAUUCCUUCACUGUCGCCCAUCCGUUGUUCCACUGGGUGUUCCAGGUCUCCAGGAACUGGUCCAGUAUCACCAGCAUCAUCGGCGGGAUCACGAACCACCUUGGCCACCUCCCACACACUGGGCGCGACAAUAUCAGCGGGGACAUCAAGCUCAUCACGGACCAUGGCGAGCUGAUCGAGAACUAUGAUAUCAUCUUUCGCGAGCUCUUCUGCGCCGCGGCGGCAGGGCUGGCGGACCAGCUCAAGACCCCGCUGACCAACGUCGGCAUCCUCUGGGACCAAAUCAUCGCGACUGGUGGCGGCCAUGCCGUACAACAGGCCCCGGUGCGCCGGUGCCAGCAGGAUGUCGAGCGCUCUGGCCCGACCACGAGCGGCUCGGUCAGUGAGGACCAGGCCGAGAAGGGACUGGUCCGCCAACAAAUCUCUGAGCUCGGUCGUGGCAGUCUCAUGUUCCUCGUCCGCCGCGUCGAGAGCAACAGUGAAGUGCAGGCCCUCACGGCCGCCGGCUAUCGCUUCGCAGAGCUGCACCAGGUCAGCGGGAUCAUCGGGUCAUCCAUGCAGAUCAAGACGUGGGGCUUCGAGGACAAGCUUCGGGAUAUGGCCGGCUAUGCGGAGGAGAACCGAAUUAUGGAGCCAGGCGUGCACGUCGCCCUCUUUGGUGUACGGGCCCGGGUGAACAAUGCCUACGGCUUCGACGUCCUAGCCCGGCGAGAUGCACGGAACCUCCUCCCGGCGGUGCAGAUGCCACUGGCCCGGCUGGACGCGUGGCAGCUGACCUUCCUCCGGCAGCUGGAACGCAUGACCCCGAGCCAGAUCGUCAGGAGGCUCAACAGCCUGCAGAACCUGUCGCCCAAGGAGGUGACGUUCGCGUCACAGCUGACGGACAGCAUCGAGGCGCUCCGCGGCUGGCUGGAGGACAAGGUGUUUGACGAGGCAGUACUCUGCCCCAGAACAGUGGAGGUGCCGUGCCGACCCGUGUCGCCAGGGUCGGGGCCGGGCACAUGUACCGUCAUCACAUUUAGGAUCGUCAUCUCCAUCCAUAUGCACGUGGAGAGCCCACAGUGCGGGUUUGUGCCCCUCAACCUGUUCAAGGUGCACCAG